Messenger RNA from Talaromyces proteolyticus, 1101 nucleotides. RefSeq lists its product as uncharacterized. The transcript is spliced from 2 exons. The annotation marks the transcript as partial. Lineage: Eukaryota; Fungi; Ascomycota; Eurotiomycetes; Eurotiales; Trichocomaceae. The record is from RefSeq and is a predicted model, not a curated record.
UCCAGCAACUUCUGGCGUCUCCCAUGCAUGAGCCGUUCAGGUGCUGCGCGUAUGGAUCCGCUCAUGGCCCCAGGAAAGAUCAGUGAUCAUUUGCAUACUGUCUUUGGCUCCAGCGGCUUCUCUGAAUCUGUUACUCAGGCCAAUCUGUUAGACUCAAGCUGCACGUCAUGCCAGGUCACUCAAGACCGGUCCGUCUACUGGACUCCGCCACUCAUGUUCAAGUACCCUAACGGCUCGACAGCAAUGGUGAAUCAGGACGGCGGCAUGUUGGCCUACUACUUUGUCCGUGGCGAAAACCCAAAACCUUUCCCAGAAGGUUUCCGCAUGCUCGCUGGCGACCAGUUUCUACGUAACUUCACUGGUCCUGUGCCUGAUCCGCCCACAUCGGACUGGACCGCCGCGGAAACAACCCAGUUCUCUCUAUCGCAGAAAGCUCUCGGAUUUAACUGUUUGCAUUAUAACACGACCGAUGAGGGUUCUCUUUACCGCCAUUUCUUACCUGACAAAAAUUUCCUGGAUGAAAACUGCUGGGACGGUCUUCGCCUUGAACUCAUGUUUCCAUCUUGCUGGAAUGGCAAGGACGUCGACAGUCACGAUCACAAAUCACACAUGGCCUAUCCCAAUCUCGUCAGCGAUGGAACAUGUCCUGAAGGAUUCGAAACGCGCUUAGUCUCUCUGUUCUAUGAAACGAAAUAUGACACGCAAGAUUUCGCCGGAGUAGACGGUGAAUUUGUCUUCUCAAUGGGAGACCCAACCGGCUACGGAUAUCACGGUGAUUUCAUCCAGGGAUGGCAGCCAGAAUUUCUCCAGCAAGCUAUGAACGGAUGCACAAACCCCUCUGGUCAAGUAUCUGACUGUUCGCUCUUCAAUCUGCAAAGCAAUGCUGAAGCUGCAACCUGUACAUUCCCCGUUCCCGAGGCUCUACAAAUGGAAAACCCGUUUUUUGACGCCAACGGACUACUGGGUAAUGUCCCUAUUCAAUUCGGUCCGGCACAGGCGACGCCGUAUGGUGAAGCAGCUGUAGCGAUAAGUAGUAUUCUUCCUGCCGCUACUUCUGCCAUCAAUGAUGUGUCCUCCGUGAUUCAUUCUGCGGUUCCAACU